This is a messenger RNA of Thermothelomyces thermophilus ATCC 42464, 504 nucleotides long. RefSeq lists its product as uncharacterized. Lineage: Eukaryota; Fungi; Ascomycota; Sordariomycetes; Sordariales; Chaetomiaceae. The record is from RefSeq and is a predicted model, not a curated record. Bases 1 to 504 code for a protein of 167 amino acids. The transcript is spliced from 4 exons.
AUGUGCCACGGGCAUCCCCGUCACCACUCUUGCAGCCACCAAUCCACAGGUUAUCAGACGCCAUAUCCUAAUGUAUCGUUUGCGGUGUCCCAGCCAUUAAUAGCAAGCUGCCCGCUGGCAAACUGUGACUUUCGCAGCGCAGGAGGCGGCGAAUGGACAUGUUGCAAAUGUGGAGGGCGGAAUACCAGCGGGUGGUGCAGCAACAUGUCACGCAAGCCGGAAUGGGAAAAGAAUCCCGUCACGAACGAAUGGGAGUGGAUUGAGCGUUGCGACCAUGGGUGUUGCCGUAGCUGUGGCAAGGCUGGUCCGGCGAACACUAGCGAGCUGGAUGAAUCUGGCCAUCCUACUGGCCGCCUCCCUUCCCAUAGGCCCGGAGCUCCCAAUUCUCGAUCUGGUUUCACUCCACCGGCCGCUGAAGCGGUGAUUCAAACCUCCCUGCCCGGAUCGGGACGUGAGGCUGAAAACGAGGCACACCGAGAUUCUUCGACGCCAUCGCGUAAAUAA